UGCAUUGAAUUUUUUGCUCUAAUCGUCGAUCGAAAACUACUUUAACUAAUUAAAUAAAAAAAAACAAAAGAAUUUAAUAAAAGAACAAAACAAACGAGAAACGAAUAAAGGAAUAAAGAUUGAAAAAAUUGUUUUUGAAAAUCUUGGUAGUACAUUGCGUUUUGUUUCGUAGUUUGCUGCGUCGGUCAACAUUAAACUAAACUUGACAGUUUGAUAAUAACACAGCAAAUAAAACGCAAUGUCAUCAUUCGUUUUUCCGACUGACGUGUAGAAGAACAAGAGUGUUUGCUUUUUAUCGUUUUUUGGGAAAAUGCCAUCGAUUACAGUGUAAAUAGUGUGUAAACGUGAAAGCUAUUACAAUGGCCACGCUAAUACAGUCUUACGAGCAACAAUAUUCAGUGCUUACUGCUGACAUAACUGCAAAAAUCAGUCGCCUGAUAUCGUGCAAUGAAGAAAAUCGAGAUCAACUUUCCAGAGAAAUACUAUCGAAUUUUGAAGAAGCCAACGAUUUGUUAGAACAGUUGGAGCUGGAGUCUCGCAGUGCAGGUGCGGGCUCGCGCGUGGGUGCCUACCGCGUGGAGCUGUUGCGAGUGCAGGACGAGUACCGAGCAGUAGUCGCCAGCCACGCUGCCAAGUACAACAUAGACAAUGAGAUAGAAGACUAUGAAGACUGGAGCGGUUUAGCCGAUCAACAACGCAUGCUACUGGACAACACUGAGCGAGUGGAGCGCACGGGAAAGACCAUCACUGAGGGAUACAGGCUGGUGCUGGAGACGGAACAAAUUGGCGCUGCUGUACUUCAAGACUUGAGUGUACAGAGAGAGACGAUACAACGAUCUCGUGGGAGGCUCCGUGAAACAGACGAGCAGCUGAACCGUUCGUCGCGCCUCCUCAACUCAAUGGUGAUGCGGGCGCUGCAGGACCGCUUCGUGCUCAGCGUCGUGUUCGUCGUGCUCGGCGGGCUCGGCUGCCUGGCCAUAUACUUCACCGUCACUUAGCCAGCUUGACCAGAAAAGUGAGGUACCCAUAUGCGUAAUCUAUUGGUUAGGUGUCCGUGAAGAGGCAUGUAUAUUCUUAUUUGUUCAUUGGUAAGCUGCUGCAUAUAAUUAUUAACAAGCAGCAUACAUUACACUAUCCCAGUUAUUAAUUGAGGAUAAUAUUAAUAGAAAAUGCACUACGGCCCGAUUGCGAACGUCGGUCUGCGACCGACGCGGACGAGCCUGGGCUUGCUGCAAGCCCACACUCGGCCUCGUCGGCACGCGCACCGACGAUCGCCAAACGGCUAGAGUACCUUCUGUACUCGCCACUUUGCCCGGUGUUGCUGGAAAAGCUCUUCAAGCUACAAGCGCGCGUCCCUUCAAAAAAAAAAAAUGGAAAAUGCGCAUUGCACAUAAGUUGGCAUUCUAAUAUUAAACCACAUUACACACUGAAUAGUUUGUUGCUUUCAUCAACUUUAUGGGAAUUUUAUUCACUACAGCAUCCCUGUUAUGCAUAAAAAAAAUCUCACAUUGAUAUAUCUCCAACUCAUACUUGGACACAUUGUAUUAUUAUUGUCCUCAUAUUCCAUACAUUGACUAAAAAAGACAGUAUUCUUAAUUUAGGACUUUUAUUCAUUGUAAAAAAAAGAAAGCAUUUAAUAAUUUUAAGAAACAAUAUCAUGAGAAAAAAAUAUUUUACGCGUUAUUCAGAAUUCCUGUGUUGUGAUAAUUUAAGUUUAUUUAUGUUUGUGUGUUCACGCACUGUUACAUUUAAAAAAAUCACAUAUUGGUUAAGUACCUGACUAUAUUUAUUAAGAUUAUGUUAAAAAUUACACUAUAUUCAUUAGAAAUUAGGUUUAAGUUAUUUAUAUUCAUAUAAAACUACUAUAAAAGACAAUCAAAUUAUGUUUAUACUUCCAGCAUUGUAGAUAGGCUCAUUUUAAACCACCUAAAAAAUUCUUGAUAAUGAAAUGAAAAAUUAUAGCUAAUUUAUUAACAUAACUCAUUCUAUCAAUAAAUAUGUAAUAAACUUGUAAGUAUAACCAGGCCUGUUCAUCUCCGCGAGUUCACAUCGAAAACAAAACACGCACGAUAGCCCACCUACAGGAGGCGAUUCGACAAGGCGUCACAUACGAGAUACGAGCGAGCAUUGACACACGCACGCGUACUCUUGUAUUAUGGAAAAAAAAUACUGUGCAGUAUUUAACUGCCUAAAUAAUAAUAAAAACACACAAUGUACUUUUUUUAAGUUGUUUGAAGACACUGAGAGGUAAAUAAGUGGUUAUUGUUAUUCAUGAUAAUUCAUGCAAAUUCAUGUAUUUCUUCCGACAUUUUCCGCGAUUUGGCACUUCACGUCACACAUUAGUUUGCCGAAGUUCGCCGAGCCAGCUAUUGUCAAUUAUUAUAGGUGUCAAACAGGAUAGGGUCUUUGCGCUGGUUUUCGUCCAACUAUCUGAGUUGCCAACUUUGUGAUCUUAAAAUACCCUUACAUAAAUGUAUCAUAUUAUUUUAUGUCGUUCGAGUGCUCAUAAAGGCAGUCAACUAAAGUCCAUACUGCAACGCACACACAAUCCGCACUGUAACGUAAACGCCUUGCCUCGCCGAUGACAGCGCGCGAAGGGCAAUGACAGCUCGCAAAACACUGACGUAUAUCAAUGUCUCAUGGACUUGGCGUAACUUUAAAAUAAACGUACUCGGUACAUUACGCACACAUUUACACGCAUUAUAAAUACAUACACGAUUUAAGAAAACAACAUGGCCGCAAUAUAGGCAAUCAGCUGACAGGUAUUUGUGUGUGUGUGUGUGCGUGUAGUUGUCAGCUGAUUGCCUAUAAAUAUGUUGUUUUCUUAAAUCUUGUAUGUAGGUACCUACUCGGCACAAGUCAGGUAGUUAGUGACGUCACAUGAAAAUGUUGCCAGAAUGAGUACUGACCAAACAUUAUCUAUUUCUUUUUUUUAUACAUCACCAGGGGUAAGUUAGAAAGAGAUAAACAGCUGUUUGUCAUUAAUUUGUCGAAUUUUUGUAUAGAUCUAUAUUUCCUCUCCACUAUUACCUCCAUGCCACAAAAGGCGAUACGUUGUUGAUCCCUUUCCGAGUUGAUUUGCCUGCUAUAUGACCUGAGCUAUGCUUUAAAAAAAUGACCCUUAGUCAUCUAAGAUUUAAUUUUGUAUGAAGAAGUUUAAUAAACACUUAAAAUUGUGUUUAUAAUGCUAUCAAUUAGACAUACGUGCCAAAAACUUUUCCUGUCAGCCAAUGAUAUUAAAGAACUAUAGAUAUGUUACGUUCAUAGAAAUUACGAUUUUAAUCCGUGCCGAGCUAUUCCAAAUUGCACACAUUGACAAAUGUAACUGAUAAGUGAAACAAAAGAUACGAAAUAGCACGCAAAUGAAAUAGAUAGCUAUAGUUUUAACGAUUCUGAACUAACUAAUCUAUGUCCGCAGCGCACCCAUCCUUAUCGCUCUAACGUCAAAACAAGAUCGCUUUCUCUUUCUUAACUUGAACAUGGCGCAUGGCGUCUUGAUUGCUGGCAUAAAUAAUUGAAAAUAUAAAUACUAAAUAAUUUUGCAUAAUCACAUGUGGUAAGAGAUCCCUUGUAUUUUGUUUACUUUAGUCAUAAUUGGUACACUUUCGAAACACACACGAUGGCAUUUUUUAUUUAUUUUGGUAAGAACACAGGAACUUACGGUGUGGUACGCACGCGAUUGCGCACGACGCAGGCCACACGAAGACUAAACACAAGACGUCCCAAUUGGGACGUAUUUGAGUAUUCACAGCGCGAGCGCUUAUAACAUAUCUGCUUUUGUUUUUAUAUAAUAUCAUUGCUGUCAGCACGUUUUUUUUCUAGCGCGAUGAUUUCUGCAAUGUACCGGUGACCGGUGUAUGGCCGCGCAUUUACGUAAUUUUUUUGAACUCACUACUUUUUAAAUUACAUUUUCAUUUAGGUAGAACUGUUGCUUUGGCGUUAUAGAUUGCAACAAAACUAGCGCGGGAUGGCUACUGCCUUCUGUGAAUACAAUACUUUGUAUUCAAAUUUUACGCAUGUGUUUAUGGCAGCUCAGUGAAAUGGACGAAAACCGAAGUUAGAUAGAAAACCAGCACAAUGACCCUACUUUCAAAAAUUAAUAUUGCGAUUUUAUAAAUCACUUAAACAACUUUAUAUUAAUUUGCGGUACGAAGUACGCCGGGACAGCUCGUAAAACAAAUUCAUUAUUUACAUAUUACUAAUUUAUCAACUUUGUUCAUUGUUAGUUCAUUAGUUGUUCGUGUUUCGUUUGGGUUAGACCAAGAGCCGAAUGCAAAAAAUAAAUGUUACUUAAUUAUAUUAAUCCUACAAAAAACGGACGGACGUGUGCAAGUCUAAUAGCCAUAUACUUGGUUAACUCAUUUUAAAAAGUGCACAAAAACGUUCUAUGUUCAGACAGACUAUAUUAUGACGAAUCUAUAAGGGUUCCGUUUUUGCCAUUUGGCUACGGAACCCUAAAUACCGUAUCAAAAUCUGUUGCAUAGUUUUAAAGAUCUAAGCAUACAUAGGGACAGACAGACAGGAAAGCGACUUUUUUUUAUAAUUAUUACGUAGUGAUGAUGGGCAUAUAGACCAAAUAAAGACAUUUUGAUUUAAGGGGGGGACAUCGUAAGAGCCAUUCACAUUUUUAUCAGAAAGUUAAUAAAUUAAUAUAUUUCAUUUAGGUUUUUGAAAUCUAAAACAGCCAGGAAAUCAAAGAGGCAAACAUGAUACCUUUGUGAUUUUAUAGGAAUUUUAUUGUAAAACACGGUCAUAUUAAACUUUUAUAAAAAAAUCCAGAGGUAAAUGUUUUUUUUGAGAAAAAAUUUUUCUAAUCGUGUUUUCGAAAAUAUCAUCCCAUCACACAUACGUUCUGUAAUACAUAAUAUUGAAAACAGUGCGAAAUAUCGUCAAUUGCAGUUUUCACAUACUAAGGACCCAUAAUGAAAUUAGUAUAAUGUUUGUUUAUGUAAUAAAAUUUGGUUUGAAAUACCUACUGAAUUGAAUUUUUAUUUCUUACUAGCUUUUUGGCUUCGCCCACGUGAAAUAAAUUGUCACAGUUAUGUGUGUUAUAAAAUAUUUAGGUGCUAGCUCUUACACUAUAUAACUGGCGGCCGCAUGUAGCUGCGCGUUGCCGCGAAGAGCAGUGAAUGCAAGUGUGGUGCGCUAGAUGGCGACACAGUAGCUUCUUGUAGCAGUCAGCCCUAUGGCAUCAAGACAGUACCGAUCACUGACUAUGUCAACAAAACGGUGCUCGACUCAUAAGACAAGCUAAAUUACACCAUAUUGUUGAUGACAUUGAGCAUACAUUUUUUUGAAUACCUUCGCGAAGAAAAACUUCUGUACGUAGUACUUAUUAUUAUUCUGUGGUAUAACCCCAUCAGUAACGGUUUUCUGCACUCUUCUAAUGUAAAAACGUGUAUUUUAUACGAUCUGUACGUAACGUAAUGUACAUUAACGCUUUUUAUGAUUAUUGUGAGACUGUUAUGUAGGUAACUAAGUGUAGAUAGGUAGAUCAAAUAUUUACUCAUCUGUGCAAUAUUGAUGUAAGGCAAAUAAAAGGUGUGGCUUAUGUACGAGUUUUAUUCAUUUUCUUGAAACUUAAGAUGGCCAUAACGACACGACAAUCCACAUAGAUCAGAAAUGAAACAAAAUUUGCAAGAAAAUUACAUAAUAUAUUAAUUCUACAUCUUUAUAAUACAUUUAAAUACAAUAUCAAUCAGUAGAUAAAAUUAACAGUAAACGACUGUGCCAUUUCCAAUACAAAAACAUGUAAGAAAGGCACAAUGAUUCGUACAUUACGUCUAUCUCAACAAUUUACAAUACGGCAUAUUCACAGCUGAUAGCAUAACUAGCUACACUAGGUUUGUAGAGCCCUACCGAAGUCUUGAUCAGCAGAUUUACUAUGUCUAUGACCAUGAUAUUUUAAUUAUCCUCAUUCUAUCCGUCAUAUUUAGAUAAAUGUGGCAUUACUUACUUUGCAUAAACUGCCACCAUAACGACCAACAAAAGCAAUCAUGUUUUCCAUCACACAAUAUUAUCGCUAUCGCCUAACCUAACCUAUCGAUAAAUGACGUUUUGGCGACAGUAAUUUGAACCUGUACCACUAUCCUCAUAAAGCUAGAGAAACUAAAUAGAUUGCACCUAGUAAUGUGUAUAGAAAACAUUCUGAUUU
This is a messenger RNA of Ostrinia nubilalis (European corn borer), 6154 nucleotides long. It is a transcript of the gene Vti1a, whose product is annotated as vesicle transport through interaction with t-SNAREs homolog 1A. Gene Ontology annotation, molecular function: SNAP receptor activity; SNARE binding. Gene Ontology annotation, cellular component: late endosome membrane; SNARE complex; Golgi apparatus. The transcript is spliced from 5 exons. Gene Ontology annotation, biological process: retrograde transport, endosome to Golgi; intra-Golgi vesicle-mediated transport; vesicle fusion with Golgi apparatus. The record is from RefSeq and is a predicted model, not a curated record. Lineage: Eukaryota; Metazoa; Arthropoda; Insecta; Lepidoptera; Crambidae. Bases 360 to 998 code for a protein of 212 amino acids.